UGAUUGCCGUUCCGCGUAAUUUCCCGUGACCUUGCACUCGCGACUCGACUUUUUCCUGCUCUCGUCUCGUUCCCCUGCAAAUUUCAUCCACUCUCGCUCUUACCAGCGAGUUCUUUGGCCAUGGCCUUUUAUGACGACCAUGGCGCGGACUCUCAGUAUACUGGGAGGCCUGCUGGGAUUGCCGGACCGCGGCGACCGCGGCUCGUCACCGAUUAUGGUUCAUCGCUGGUCCGAUGGAUGCGCACUCGACGCCCACGGUACAAAGGUACCCAUGGAAUGGAAACAGAGAGACCGAGCGCAAGCUACAUAGUGGAUGUGCUGCCUCCCUUGGCACGAAUCCACUCACCUGUAGAUACAAUCCCCGUCCGUCAUCUGCAUCAGUCGAUCGGGAAAUCAAAAAAGCCCAUUACGGUAGUGAGAUGGACGCCGGAAGGCAGGCGCUUGCUGACCGGUGGACAUACUGGAGAAUUCAUGUUAUGGAAUGGGACAGCGUUCAACUUCGAAACGGUUAUGGAUGCCCAUUACGAUCAACUGCAAGCGGGAGUGACGGCGUUGGAAUGGUCUCACAGUCACGAUUGGUUAAUAUCAGGCGGGCAAAAAGGUGAUAUCAAGUACUGGCGCCCCAACUUCAACAACGUCGAAACUAUUGACGACGCACAUCACGAUGCUGUUCGGAGUCUCGCCUGGGCACCGAGUGAUACAAAAUUUUUGUCUGCGUCUGAUGAUACGACGCUGAAGAUCUUUGAUUUCACAGCCAGGGUAGCGGAUACAAUACUGACAGGCCAUAACUGGGACGUGAAAUCGUGCGACUGGCAUCCAACCAAGGGACUCCUAGUGUCCGGGUCCAAAGACCAUCAAGUGAAAUUUUGGGAUCCACGGACUGGAAGAUGCCUGACGACACUUCAUACGCACAAAAAUACCGUUACCACCACACGAUUUUCUCGAGUGAACAACAAUCUCCUCGCUACAUCUUCGCGGGAUCAGACAGCGCGGGUCUUUGACUUACGGAUGAUGCGUGAUAUUUGUAUCCUUAGAGGCCAUGAGAAGCCCAUUUCUUCGCUCACGUGGCACCCUAUUCACAGCUCGCUCAUAUCAACCGGUAGCGAGGAUGGUUCGCUAUACCACUAUCUUCUUGACGAGCCCAAUUUGCCUCCUGGACAGGUUCCUACAGUUGCUCCCUACGACAGCCCUGAUCCAGCAAAUACUCCUGCGCAGGUAAUAUACCCUGCUCAUCGCAUUCAAUUCGCCCAUAGUGCAACUAUCUGGACAUUAGAUUGGCAUCCGCUAGGCCAUAUCCUGGCAUCAGGCUCAAAGGAUAAUUUCACGCGUUUCUGGUCUCGGGCCAGACCUGGAGAGACUAGCUACAUGAAAGACAGGUUCCACAUUGGGGAAGAGGCAGCAGAAGCACAAGGAACCUGGAGUCGUGGGUUCGGGAGACGGCAAAUGCGCGAAGAAGAGGAGCAAGAGCUUCUGGAUGAAGCAGAAGACCUCGGUGAUCAGAGGAAGCCUGUUCCAUCUUUGCCUGGAAUCCAGUCACAACCGGAUGGCACUGGCUCGCAAGGUCUUCUACCUGGCAUUGGCGCAGCUCAGCCUCCUGCGACCCCUUCUGGAUUAGCCGCUUCUAUGGCGCAGACGGACCCUAGUCGCUUGGCUGCUCUCCUGUCCACUCAAGCGCCACCCCAACCAAACAACUUCGCUCCCAAUACCGGCAUUCAGGGUUUCCAAUUCCCUCCUGUCCUAACUGGAACACCACCGUUGAAUAUUGACUUGGCCGGAUUGCAGAAGCAGCUCCUCCAGGGGGUUUCCUUACCUCAGAAUUUCCCGCAACAAAACUUUCUCGCAACCGCCGGCAUUAAUGCUCCAUUUGGAGCCGGAGGCCUUCCUGGAUUACAAGGCAAUUUUCCUCCUAGUGGGGGACGGCCUGGCCAUUCUGAUGGCUCAAGGGAGGAUCCACGCAGAGAUAACUGGCGUAAUCAUAGGUAGCCUUGCUUCCUUUCUUUUUGGUUUUCAUUUCUCCCCACGUUCCGCGGUAUUUUGAUCGAUGGUGGCGUUUGUUGUGUGAAUAACAAUAUCCUUCGGCGCAUGUAUUAAAAGUCAAGUAUUCAGAGUGUUCCUUCGAACCGUUAUUUGGCACGGAGGCGCAUGUGUUUCUGGGGCAUGAUACCCAAGAAAAUGCACCAUUCAGGUUGCUUCUGAUUUAGAAAAGCGAAUACGGCAACAUCGUCCUUGAAUCAUUGAAUUGUACGUAGUGAUCCGGAU
Messenger RNA from Monascus purpureus, 2259 nucleotides. Lineage: Eukaryota; Fungi; Ascomycota; Eurotiomycetes; Eurotiales; Aspergillaceae. The record is from the annotation of a GenBank genome assembly.